Messenger RNA from Mizuhopecten yessoensis (Yesso scallop), 5235 nucleotides. RefSeq lists its product as uncharacterized. The transcript has 5 exons. Gene Ontology annotation, cellular component: nucleus. Bases 53 to 4057 code for a protein of 1334 amino acids. The record is from RefSeq and is a predicted model, not a curated record. Lineage: Eukaryota; Metazoa; Mollusca; Bivalvia; Pectinida; Pectinidae.
UUCCUACGCAUACAACACUACAGCGUUCGCUCUAUCCGUACCAUACUAUGGCAUGGAUGGACUUGGAAGUGGCUACAGUUUUGGACAUAGUGACCUGGAGUUCCCUUCCCCUGAUGGCCAGCUGUCCGGACAUGGAGGGGGAAUUUCCAACUUUGCCUCCUCCCUACACCUAAGUUACCCACACAUCCAACAUGGAGGAGCAGCACUAAGAGACUCCGGCUACUCUACCCCAGGGCUCAAUGGAAGGAGCUCCCACGGGGUCAACACAUUCCAUAUGCCUAGAUUUCCCAUGAGUGUGGCUCCAGAAACAGCUAUUCAAGCGGUUCCUGGUAUUCCAGCUCCAGAUUUCAGUCACAUUAUUCCACGCCAUCAUCUUGUGUCCCCCCAUACUCCUUCCCCUUCAUUGCCUCACAUAUCAAGCUUUGGUGAAUCUGUGUAUUUGUCAUCUGACCGUACCACAGUACCGCAAACAUCAGUUUCCCAUAGUGAUAAUGACCACUCAUCUUUUGGUUCAAUCAUGGCAUCUGCCGUCUCAAAUAUUUCCACAAUGAACAUUCCACUGCAGCCCUAUGAAACCCAGCUGACUGGCACACACACAGAAUCUCAGGUGUCAGAUUUGACCCUCCCCAGACUUCGGGAGAGCUCCACCUAUAACUCUGUAAUGACUAACACAUCGCAAUCUCAGGCUUUUCUUGACUUUCCAUCAAGCACCUCAAGUGAGACCGAAUCACGUAACUCUGAAGCUGUUCAGGCCGUAUCUUCCCUGGCAUCAUUCCCACAGCCUCUACUACCCCAAUCAUUCCAGGGACAAGUGAACUCCACACAACCUCCAUCCUCCUCCUCUUACCCAGUUGUGAGGAACAUGUUACCAGAGCAACCAGUAUUACUUCCGAGACCAACCAACACUCAGACCCUGCCAAUGGAAAACCUGGAUGGUGAUCAGCAAGUUCCAAAUGCAGUUAUGUCCCCUGCAUCAGGCUGUUCCUCACCAAAUAUUCGAAACCCUUCUACCCAAGACAACAGGCCCCUAAGUUUACUACAUCAGACAUCAACGGUCACCCAUGACAGUCUCCAACUGCAAGUGGCACAGACAGACAAUAUGGCAACUCUUCAGAAUGAGACCAGCUUUGCAAAUUCAACAUAUCUAGGUGGUGAACUUUGUACUGAUGAUAAAUUUGUUGUGGCUUCAGAACCAACCAAGUGUUCAAGUCCAGAAUCAUUUGAUAACCAAACGCCAAAGAGUGCAGCUAAUAAUCAUGACAAUAGUGUGCAUCCAGUUGCUAGCAGUAGUAGAACAGAGACAAGUACAUGUUACCAGCCUGGACAGAGACGGAGCCCAAGGAGGAGUAGUUCAAGGCUGAUGGAUAGACGUAGCUGUACAAAAACACAUACAUCGUCAGACAGUAGGACCGAUCAUCUACAGGUUUCCCUUGAUCAAGUUGAUUUAACAGAAAACGAUGACAUGAAAGAGAGAGAACAAGAUCAAUCCCCAGCUAAAGGGAUAAAGAGACUGGAAUAUGUUGGGCAUGAAAAAGAAUCCCAGGAAAUUGUUUCAGACCAUAGGUUAUCUGUGAAUUCUACAAGUACUGUAGGUAGAAAUCUUGUGUCUUUCUUCAAACUUGGAAAGUUGUGGAGAAAGCCAAGGAGGUCUAGACUAAAAGUUCCCCCACCACUGGACCUAUCUGUGUCAUCAGAAGAAGCUGAGGAUCUGGAGGAAGAGGAGGAGGAGGAGGAGUACCCGUAUGAAUCUCUAGCCCAGGAUCAGGAUGAGUCUUUGGUAAAAGAGGAGGAACAGUCUCCUGGGAUAACAAAGGAAGAUAGAGACCAACAACAGUUCAUCAGGAUGUCUCAGCCAGUCUUCAGUAGGAACAGUGAACAGGACACCCAGGACCUGACAGACUCGCACCUCGACAGGAGUCAGCAGUUUAUGGACAAUCAUGUCUUAGAAGGUGAAGGAAAAGUAAGUCGAAGGAAAACAAGGAGAUCAUUUAUCUAUCAUACUGAGGAAUCUAAAGCUGGCAGUGCUGAUAAGAGUAAUAAAAAACCAAAUCUCAGUGAGGACUAUUUAAGUAAGUGUACUGAGGAAAUUGUGGCUGCUGCUAUGGGUGAUCUCCCCUUAGAAAACCAUGAAAAAAGAAGAUUCAACACCAAAUCAAAUCCAUUUGCAAUCACCUCCCCUAGCUUUGGAACCUCGGCAGCUCGUGCUGUCAUGACAACCUCGGUGGCUAACAAUGCUACUGUGAUCACCAUUUCUAUCAUGGGGAAGGGUAAUGCCAAGAAAGGCCAAACCAAGACCAUCAACAUCAAUAAGGGAGUCAUUAUGUCCACCAGUUUUCAGGAUCGGCCAGUCAGGAAUAGGGAAGGGGUUGAAGAGGAAGACAAAUCAGAGGUAGGGAUGCAAACAACUUCAAUCAUGUCAAGGUUAAAACGAGAGAAGGAAGAUCAGGGUGGACAGGAUGAUGACAGCGAUGUGGUCGAGACCAUGGAGGUGAAUGUUCGCAUUGACGAUUCACAGCUUGUACAGCAUGGAGAACAUAAACGGUGGCAGUGCCACCUGUGUGAGAAAUCAUACACUACAAAGCAUAACCUGGUGGCACACAUCCUAGACCACAACAACAUCAAACCACACCUCUGUAUGGUGUGUGGAAAGUACUUCAAGCAGCUGAGCCACCUAAAUACCCAUAUGCUCACCCACGACAACAUCCGACCACACAAGUGUGAUGUCUGUGGGAAGGGAUUCACCCAGAUCAGCCACCUGAAGCGACACACUGCAGUGCACUUGGACAGCAAGCCUUACAAAUGUGACAUGUGUAGCCGUGGUUUUGCAUACCCGAGUGAGCUGAAGGCACACAAGGAGAAGCACAUGCAAGGUCAUGAUAAAUGCGACGAGUGUGGGAUGGAGUUUGAGAGUCCUCGCGCCCUCAAACUUCACCAGCUCAAACAUGACAACCGGGAGGACCUCAUAUGUAAAUACUGUGACAAAGCAUUCCGCUACCCGAGCCAACUCAAGGACCACUUGGUGUCACACGAGGGCAUGCGUCCUUUUAUCUGCGCAGAGUGUGGCAUGGACUUCAUGAAGGAGCACCAUUUGAAGGCCCAUCAGUUCACACACACUGGCCAGCGUCCUUUUGACUGUCCUAAGUGUGGGCGUACCUUCAACCAGCGGGCCAACAUGAUGCGUCACAUGCUCAUCCACAACCCCACUAGGGCGUUUCGCUGUGACGUGUGUGGCAAGACGUUUACACAACCCCAAACACUGAAGGCGCACAGAGUGGUCCACGCUGACAUCAAACCUCACAAGUGUAAAAUAUGUGGCAAGCAGUUUGGCCGUCUACACAAUCUGCAGGGACAUAUACACAUGCACAAUAACAGUAAACCCUACGUCUGUUUCUGUGGCAGCUCUUUUACUCUUAAAGGUAACCUGAACCGUCAUAAGAAGGUGAAGCAUGGCCUCAGUGAGAGUACGGAGAGUCUUGAGGAGGAGGCUGUGAGUUUCCUCAGCAGUCUGUCAGGUCGUACUCAGGUCGAUGAGGUUGAUACCUUCCUUGACUACACUGACUUUGAACAGGAUGUAGAACAGAUUGCAUCAACCUCUGACCUACGAACUCCACGUAAGGGUCGUAAGUCUGUCAUUCCUCGUAAGAUCCUGCGACGCAGGUCAUCAGCCAAUAGGAAAGAGAAUGAGGAGACUGACCAGGAAGAUGAUGUGGAGGAAGACGACUACGAGGAGGAAGAUGAGGAUGGUGAGGGUCAGGGACACUAUGCUGGAGAAACCGUCUCAGGUAUUUUUGGUGAUAUCAAAAAGGAACAGGACCAACAAUGUUCUACUGCAAAUCAAAAGAGCGAAAAUCAGCAAAUAUCUCUCCGUAAACGUAAAUUACAGAACAGCAGUGCUAAGAUGGAGGAAAAUCGUGCGGAGUUGUCUAGUGAGAUGAGUGAAGGACAGGACAAUGAGGAUGUUAGUGACACAGAGUGGAGGCCUGCCUCUAAACAGGGCCGGACAGGAAAGGGGGCGAAACUAGACUCAAUCAUCGCACAGAAGUUCAAAAACGUGUGAUAGUAUAGGCUCUGUAUGUAUGUGAUAAUUGUUAAUGUUAGACUAUGAUCAUGUUUAGUGUGCUUUCUAAACACUUAACAGUUGAGAUCUCCAAAGUUUCCAUAUAUUACUCAACAUGUCAGCAAAUAUUGAAUUAUUUGAUCGAUCCCAUUCUAUAAACAGGUAGUGUCAUUAUGUAACUUAUAGAUUAUCAGUCAUAAUGGUGCAUCUUCUCCUUGAUAUACAGCCAUGCUGAAAAGCUUGACCCAUGGGAGAUUAUUGUCAUUCCCGUUGGGUCAGCAGGACCCUUUGGGCUUUCUAAUGGAACUCAUCAUUGUUAAAGACAAUGCUAUCUCUCAAAGUGAUAUUGAAAGACCAUUUAAAACCAUUCAUGUGGAAAAAGUCCAGAAAGUAUAGCUUGGUGUUAAAAUAUCUUUAAGAUUUGUAAGUUAUUCUAUAAUCUGAUAGAAUUGUAUCUGUAUGUCCUAUAUUAUAGGUGAGUUUGAUCAAAAGAUUUGUUAAUAUGUAAAAAUGAUCUCUUGUUAUGUUAUCUCCGUUUAGAGAUUUGGUUUCUCACACAAAUAACUGAACACUCUUCUAUCGCAAAAAUAGAUCUGGUGCUUUUCCCUGUCAUUAUGACGCCACAAGUACAUUUUUGAUUAGCUGAUGAAGUUUAUAAAUAGUGUAGGAGAUUUGUAAGUAUCUAAUAGCUAUAGCUCUAUCAGACUUGUAAGUAUCUUAUUGCUAUAGCUAUAUUAGACUUGUAAGUAUCUAAUAGCUAUAGCUCUCUAUCAGACUUGUCAGUAUCUAAUAGCUAUAGCUCUAUCAGACUUGUAAGUAUCUUAUUGCUAUAGCUAUAUUAGACUUGUAAGUAUCUAAUAGCUAUAGCUCUCUAUCAGACUUGUAAUAUCUAAUAGCUAUAGCUAUAGAUCUAUCAGACUUGUAAGUAUCUAAUAGCUAUAGCUCCCUAUCAGACUUGUAAGUAUCUAAUAGCUAUAGCUCUAGAUCUAUCAGAUUUGUAAGUAUCUAAUAGAUAUAGCUCUCUAUCAGAUUUGUAAGUAUCUAUUAGCUAUAGCUCUCUAUCAGACUUGUAAGUAUCUAAUAUCUAUAGCUCUAUAUCAGAUUUGUGAGUAUCUAAUAGCUAUAGCUCUAGGUCUAUCAGAUUUGUAAGUAUCUAAUAGCGCUAGCUCUAUCAGACU